This is a messenger RNA of Molossus molossus (Pallas's mastiff bat), 5940 nucleotides long. It is a transcript of the gene LAMC3, whose product is annotated as laminin subunit gamma 3. The coding region runs from base 1 to 4767 and encodes 1588 amino acids. The record is from RefSeq and is a predicted model, not a curated record. Lineage: Eukaryota; Metazoa; Chordata; Mammalia; Chiroptera; Molossidae. The transcript has 28 exons.
AUGGCGGCGGCGCUCCUGCUGGGCCGGGCGCUCCCGGUGCUCCCGAUGCUCCCGGUGCUCCCGGUGCUCCCGGCGCUGCUGGCGCUGCUGGCGCCGCGGGCGGGCGCGGGGCUGGCUGCGUGUUACGACGGCGCGGGGCGCGCGCAGCGCUGCCUGCCCGAGUUCGAGAACGCGGCGUUCGGCCGGCUCGCCCAGGCCUCGCACACGUGCGGCCGCCCGCCCGAGGACUUCUGCCCGCACGUGGGCGCGCGCGGGGGCGGCGGGGCGCAGUGCCAGCGCUGCGACGCCGCGGACCCCCGGCGCCACCACAACGCCUCCUACCUCACCGACUUCCACAGCCAGGACGACAGCACCUGGUGGCAGAGCCCGUCCAUGGCCUUCGGCGUGCAGCACCCCACCUCUGUCAACAUCACCCUCCGCCUGGGGAAAGCUUACGAGAUCACCUACGUGCGGCUGAAGUUCCACACCAGCCGCCCCGAGAGCUUCGCCAUCUACAAGCGCAGCCGGGCGGGCGGCCCGUGGGAACCCUACCAGUACUACAGCGCCUCCUGCCAGAAGACCUACGGCAGGCCCGACGGCCAUUACCUGCGCCCCGGCCAGGACGAGCGUGUGGCCUUCUGCACCUCCGAGUUCAGUGACAUCUCCCCGCUGAGCGGGGGCAACGUGGCCUUCUCCACCCUGGAGGGCCGGCCCAGCGCCUACCACUUUGAAGAGAGCCCCGUUCUGCAGGAGUGGGUCACCAGCACCGAGCUCCUCAUCUCCCUAGACCGGCUCAACACGUUUGGGGACGACAUCUUCAAGGACCCCAAGGUGCUGCAGUCCUAUUACUACGCUGUGUCUGACUUCUCUGUGGGCGGCAGGUGCAAGUGUCAUGGGCACGCCAGCGAGUGUGGUCCCGACGCGGCGGGCCAGCUGGUCUGCCGAUGCCAGCACAACACCACGGGCACGGACUGCGAGCGCUGCCUGCCCUUCUUCCAGGACCGCCCGUGGGCGCGGGGCACAGCCGAGGCGGCCAACGAGUGUGUGUCUUGCAACUGCAGCGGCCGCUCCGAGCAGUGCGUGUUCGAUCGGGAGCUCUUCCGCGGCACCGGCCACGGCGGGCGCUGCCUCCACUGCCGUGACCACACGGCGGGGCCGCACUGCCAGCACUGCCGGGAGAACUUCUUCCGCUGGGACCCGCGGGCGCCCUGCCAGCCCUGCGACUGCCACCGGGCAGGCUCGCUGCGCCUCCAGUGUGACGGCUCGGGCACCUGCACCUGCAGGGACACUGUGACGGGCUGGAAGUGUGACCGCUGCCUGCCCGGCUUCCACUCGCUCAGCGAGGGAGGCUGCAGACCCUGCUCCUGCAACCCCGCUGGCAGCCUGGGCACCUGUGACCCCCACAGUGGGCGCUGCCCCUGCAAAGAGAAUGUGGAAGGCAGCUGGUGUGACAGAUGUCGCCCAGGGACCUUUAACCUGCAGCCCCACAACCCGGCCGGCUGCAGCAGCUGCUUCUGCUACGGCCACUCCAAGGUGUGUGCAGCCGCUGCCCGGUUCCGAGUGCACCACAUCCUCUCCGACUUCCGCCGGGGGGCAGACGGCUGGCAGGCCAGUGGCGUGGGGGACCCGGAGCAGCCUGCACGGUGGAGCCCACGUGGGCUCCUCCUGAACCCAGAAGACGAGGAGGAGCUCACAGCCCCAGAGAAGUUCCUGGGUGACCAGCGGUUCAGCUACGGGCAGCCCCUCACACUGACCUUCCAGGUCCCCCCCGGGGGCUCCCCCGGUCCCGUGCAGCUGAGGCUGGAAGGGGCCGGCCUGGCCCUGACUCUGCCGUACUCCCGCCUGUCGGGGCCCCGGGACACCGGGCAGCCAGGAGCAGUACAGCUCGAGUUCCAGCUGCAGGAGACCUCGGAGGACGUGGACGCCCCGCUGCCCGCCUUCCACUUCCAGCGGCUGCUCGCCAACGUGGCCGCUCUGCGCAUCCGGACCGGCCCGAGCCCUCCUGGCCAAGUGUUCCUGACUGAGGUCCGGCUCACGUCGGCCAGGCGGGGACUUUCCCCCACAGCCUCCUGGGUGGAGACUUGCUCAUGUCCCAAGGGAUAUGCGGGCCAGUUCUGUGAGUCCUGUGCUCCGGGAUACAAGAGGGAGACGCCCCUGGGGGGGCCCUACACCAGCUGCGUCCCCUGCACCUGUAAUCAGCAUGGCACCUGUGACCCUGACACAGGGAUCUGUCUGUGCGGCCACCACACGGAGGGCCCGUCCUGCGAGCGCUGCUUGCCAGGUUUCUACGGCAACCCCUUCGCAGGCCACGCUGACGACUGCCAGCCUUGUCCGUGCCCGGGACAGUCGUCCUGCGCCACCGUCCCCGAGAGCAGGGAAGUGGUGUGUACCCACUGCCCUCUGGGCCAGAGAGGGCGGCGCUGUGAGAUCUGUGAUGAUGGCUUCUUUGGGGACCCGCUGGGGCUCUCUGGGGACCCUCAGCCCUGUCGGCGGUGCCAGUGCAAUGGGAACGUGGACCCCAACGCUGUGGGCAACUGUGACCCCCUGUCUGGCCACUGCCUGCGUUGCUUGUACAACACGACAGGGCCUCACUGUGAGUGGUGCCAAGAAGGCUUCUACGGGUGCGCCCUGGCCCCUCGGCCCGCGGACAAGUGCAUGCCCUGCAGCUGCAACCCAGGGGGCUCGGUCAGUGAGCAGAGGCCCUGCGACCCCGUGAGCGGCCAGUGCCCCUGCCUGCCUCAUGUAACCGGACGGGACUGUGGCCGCUGCAGCCCAGGCUUCUACGACCUCCAGCCCGGGAGGGGCUGCCGGAGCUGUAAGUGCCACCCACUGGGCUCCCAGGAGAACCAGUGCCACCCCAAGACUGGGCAGUGCUCCUGCCGCCCGGGCAUCGAGGGCCAGGCCUGCGACAGAUGCCAGCUGGGUUUCUUCGGCUUCUCCAUCAAAGGCUGCCGGGCCUGCAGGUGCUCCCCACUGGGCUCCGCCUCACCCCAGUGCCACGAGAACAGCACGUGUGUGUGCAAGCCUGGCUUCGUGGGUUACAAGUGUGACCGCUGCCAGGUCAACUUCUUCCUCACGGCCGACCGUGCACAAUGCCAGGAGUGCCCGUCCUGCUACACCCUGGUGAAGGAGGAGGCUGCCAAGCUGAAGGCCAGGCUGACCCUGAUGGAGGGGUGGCUGCAGGGGUCCGACUGUGGAAGGCCCUGGGGACCAAUGGACAUUCUGCAAGGAGAGGCCCCUCGGGGUGACAUCUACCAGGGCCACCACCUGCUUCAAGGGUUCCGGGAAGCCUUCCUGGUGCAGGUGACAGGCCUCAAGGGUGCUGUGAAGGCUGCGCAGGAGCAGCUGCAGAGGCUGAGCAGGAGGGCCCGCUGUGCCCAGGCCAGAGCCGAGAAGACCUGUGUCCAGCUGGCAGACCUGGAAGCAGCCUUGGGGUCCUCGGAAGAGGAGAUCCUGCAUGCGGCCACUGUCCUGGCAUCUCUGGUGAUUCCUCAGGAAGUUUCCGGUCAGCCCACCAACUGGAGCCACCUGGCCACAGAGGCCCGUGUCCUCGCCAGGAGCCACAAGGACACUGCCACCGAGAUCAAGGCCACAGCUCAGAGGGCUCUGCUCGCCUCCAACACCAGCUACACGCUUCUCCGGAGCCUGGUGGAGGGCAGCCUGGCCCUGGAUGCUCAGCGGGAGCUGGAGGACAGGUACCAGGAGGUCCAGGUGGCCCAGAAGACACUGGGCAGAGCUGUGGCCGAGGUGCUGCCUGAAGCUGAGAGGGUGCUGGCCGCCAUGCAGCAAGCUGGCACAGACACAGCCCUGCCCCUGACCUCGCUGGCUGCCCCUGCAGCACUGAAUUCCGGGACCAGGGACCUGAGCCUGAGGGUGCAGGACCUGGAGAAGACGGUCAUGUCCAGGGAGCAGGGGAUCACUGAGGCUGCCCGGGCCCUGCAGGCGACGGCCCACUCCAUGCUGCACAAGACAGAGCCCCUCAUGCAGCUGCAACAGGAGGCCAGAGCUGCCCUGACCCAGGCUUCCUCAUCUGUCCAGGCUGCCACAGUGACCGUCAUGGGAGCUAGGACCCUGCUGGCUGACCUGGAAGGAAUGAAGCUGCAGUUUCCCGGGCCCAAGGACCAGGCCGCGCUGAGGAGGAAGGCGAGCAUCGUCCGGGGCAGGCUCCUUGCGGAGGCGAAAAAGAAGACCAAGCAGGUGGAGAGGACGCUGGGAAACGCGGCAUCUGUGUCCUCCAGUGCUAAGAAGAAGGCCAAGGAAGCCGAGCUGUUGGCCAAGGACAAUGCCAAGCUCGCCAAGGCCUCGCGGAGGGAGGGGGAGCAGGAUCGCCGCCGGGCCAGCCGGCUCUCCGGCCAGACGCGGGCUGCGCUCCGCCAGGCCUCGCGGCAGGUGCUGGUCUCAGGAGCACUGAGACGGGAGCUGGAGGACGCUGAGCAGGUGGGUGCUGGGCUGAGUGAGAUGGAGCAGCGGAUCCAGGAAUCUCGCUCCACCCUGGAGGAGGACGUCAAGGCCUUGUCAGAGCUGCUCGCCAGGCUGGAAUCACUGGACACCCAUCGAGCCCCAGGCCGGGCCCUGACCAAGACCCAACAGGCCCUGGAGCGCCUGAGGCUGCGGUUAGGCCCGCCCGGGCCCCUGCAGGAGCAACUGAGGCUGUUGGAGCAGGAGUCUGAACAGCAGGAACUGCAGAUCCAGAGCUUCGAGAGUGACCUCGCCGAGAUCCGUGCUGACAAGCAGAACUUGGAGGCCAUUCUAAAGAGUCUGCCCCCGAGCUGUGCCAGCUGGCAGUGAGCGCGCUCCGCCUGGCAGGAGCGCCCAGAGCCCGCUGCUGCGAACCCUCCCGAGUGAGCACACACCCUUCCGAGUUCGUGCCCAUGCCUCCUCCAUCUGCAGGAGUCAGCGUGCACACUCAGGGAUCACCGCUGCAUACACUCCCUGCCGUGCACACCCAAACACGCACACCACGGUGUCAAUAACGCAUGCGUGCUUGCACAUGUAUACGUGUGGACACGUGCCUGUGUGUGUGGUACACACAUGUGCACGAGUCCAUCUGUGCACAUACACCUGUUACAAUCAACCCACAGCUGCUUAUUGGGGGCCACUGUGUGCUGCACACCCUCUGGAUGCUGGGGAGUCACGUUAAGCACGCUGUGGCGCUCACAUGCUACUCACUCUUGAAAGCCUGGGCCCAGGCAGGUUGGUACCUGGGAGGCUGGGGGGGUAUCUGCAGAGAUCCAGGGUGGGAUCAGCAAGGGCCAGAGCCCCAGUCCUAGGGCAGCCUUCUGUCCCACUGCAGUCCUCUCCGUCACCCUCCACACACACACCCAGCAGCUCUGUACAGUCAAGGGACGGGCAGGCCAGAAACUCAAGGUCCUAGAGGGUUCUCAGCAGUGGAACCCGAGGCCCGGGACUCCUGGGCCAUGGUGCAGCCUGCUGGGCCAGCCAGGGUGGCCCACCCCUGCAGGGAGGUCAUUGGCUUCAUGGAAUGCUUCGUUCUCAGGAUCCUGGGGCCCCUUUCACUCUGUGGCCUGUCCAAAGAGCUGGGCUCAAGGGCCUGAGGAGGCCUGGGUCAGGGGGCGCAGGUAGCAGGGGGCUCCCCUUUGUGACCCCAUUGACCCCAGAGGGCCUUUGACUGAUUGACACUCCCAAAGCAGCCCUCACCUGUUCCAAGGGAGGCCGCUGCUGGGCGUGGAGGCCUGGCUGCCUUUGCGGCCUGUGCUGCUGGAGAAUCCCCCUGUGGCCAGGCCUCCCUGCCGGCCUCUGUCCAGGAUUCCCUGGCAUUUCCUCCUGGCACGCCUCCGCUUUCCCGGGCCUCUUCCAACAGAUGGCAGGGCCUUGGCACCGGGAAGAUGGGUGCCACAGGGCGCCCAGGACCCUCCCACAGCUCUUCCUGUCCUCAGCGGGGGAGGGGGGGCAGCCACAGUCCAAUUCUGUCUGAUGUGGAAAUAAAGGACCUCUUUACUA